GAAGUCUAUUUUUCACUUCUUUGUUCUUUCCUCUUCUCUACGCAAACUUCAAGCUUGCAAUUCUCAAGAACGAAAGAUGGACAGGCUUACAAGAAUGAUGGCCGGCGCCGGAGGAGCUUUGGGACACCCGCCGCCAGAUUCUCCCACCCUCGACACCUCUGAGCAAGUCUAUAUCUCUUCGCUCGCUCUCCUCAAGAUGCUCAAGCACGGAAGAGCUGGUGUUCCUAUGGAAGUUAUGGGGCUAAUGUUGGGAGAGUUCGUAGAUGAGUAUACGGUUAAGGUGGUUGAUGUUUUUGCAAUGCCGCAGAGUGGUACAGGAGUUAGUGUGGAAGCUGUCGAUCCUGUUUUCCAGACUAAUAUGCUUGAUAUGCUGAAGCAAAUUGGAAGGCCAGAGAUGGUUGUGGGAUGGUACCAUUCGCAUCCUGGAUUUGGUUGCUGGCUGUCUGGUGUAGAUAUCAACACACAGCAGAGUUUUGAAGCUUUAAAUCAAAGAGCUGUUGCUGUUGUGGUGGAUCCUAUACAAAGUGUCAAGGGGAAGGUUGUUAUGGAUGCCUUCCGCUUGAUCAACCCACAGACCAUGAUGCUUGGUCAAGAGCCUCGUCAGACAACAUCCAACCUUGGGCAUCUCAAUAAACCGUCAAUUCAGGCAUUGAUCCAUGGGUUGAACAGGCAUUACUAUUCCAUCGCCAUCAACUACAGGAAGAAUGAACUUGAGGAAAAGAUGUUGCUGAAUCUUCACAAAAAGAAAUGGAAUGAUGGAUUGACACUUAAGAAAUUUGAUGUUCAUUCCAAAACUAACGAGCAGACUGUCCAGGAAAUGUUGGGUCUUGCAAUUAAGUAUAACAAAGCAGUUCAAGAGGAGGAUGAGUUGACCCCAGAGAAACUAGUAAUUGCAAAGGUGGGAAGGCAAGACGCAAAGAAGCAUCUUGAAGAGCAUGUAUCAAACUUGAUGUCCUCUAACAUAAUUCAGACCUUGGGUACCAUGCUCGACACCGUUAUUUUCUAGUUCAAGCCAUAAUUAGAUAGAAAGAUGUUGGAAGAAUCUUGACGAAGAAGCUUAAUUGAUUUUUGAUUGCUGUGAUAGAAUGGAUAUGUAUAUAGAUAUUUUCUAGAAGUUAUUGAUGUUUUUUCAGCAAAUAUUUUCUAGAAUCUCUAUUGCAUGUCUUUUCAGCAAAUUAUCUGAAAUCUCUAGCAGAUGUUUGAGUGUACUUUAACUCUAUGAUGCAUUCAUUGUGGGUUCUUUGGUAAAGAUUUAUGAAAUCAUAGCUUAUAA
Messenger RNA from Spinacia oleracea (spinach), 1273 nucleotides. Its product is annotated as 26S proteasome non-ATPase regulatory subunit 14 homolog. The record is from RefSeq and is a predicted model, not a curated record. Bases 77 to 1006 code for a protein of 309 amino acids. Gene Ontology annotation, molecular function: metallopeptidase activity; protein binding. The transcript is spliced from 6 exons. NCBI's taxonomy places the organism in Eukaryota, Viridiplantae, Streptophyta, Magnoliopsida, Caryophyllales, Amaranthaceae.